CAACAUUAAAGUUUCCCUUCGUGCUGUAAAACUGAUAGAACAUAAAUUAGCUCGUUAUUGAAAGAUCAAUGGCUGCGGCUGACGCUCUACACAUUCUCAAAUUAGGCAGAUUCACAACAGAGAAAUGUCUGAAGGCAAUCACGAAGACAACACUUGUAAGACUACAUCUGUAGAAUUCUCAGCAGGGGCUCUGUCGACCUUUGACGACGUGUUUAAGCACGUCAACUCGUUUGGUUGUUACCAGAGGGCUCUGUACGCCGGCGUCAACCUUCUCAUCGUUCCCAUCGGGCUGCAAUUCGCUCUGCUCGUUUUCGCCUUCGGAACUCCUAAGUUCCAUUGCAGUGAUGUUAACUCCACAUGUGCUCCGAGCAAGUGCUGUGACAACUGUUCUUCGUACACGUUUGAUGGACCGUUUACUAGCGCAGUGUCCGAGUGGAAUUUGAUUUGCGACAACGCGCACAAAGGCGCCGCCGUGCAGUCAUGUUUCUUCGCUGGAAUGCUCAUUGGCUCAUUGGUCGGUGGCUGGGCCUCGGACAGAUUCGGACGGCGCCUUUGCCUCCUGGUCGGUUCAGCUAUCAUGACGAUUCUGUCGUUCGGCACGUUUUUCGCUGACUGUCCCUCCCUCCUUGCCCUGUUGCGGUUCGGUGUUGGGUUUGCCCUUGCGUCAGUCAUGGUGUGUCAGUACGUGUACGUGAUAGAGCUGGUCGGACCAAAGGCCCGGACGAUGUCCGGUAAAGUCCAAGACUUCUUCUGGGACCUAGGGGAUAUCUUGUCUUUUACGUGCGCGUAUUUUAUCAGGGAAUGGCGAAUGCUCAUCCUUUGCGUUACACUGUUUUUCGUGCCUUUUUUCUUCUUCUGGAGGGUGUUUCCCGACACCGCUCGUUGGCUCAUCACCCAAGGGCGUCAGGAUGAAGCUCGAGAACUCCUCAUGAAGUAUGGCGGCAAGAAGAAAAAGCUUUUAGACAGUGAUAACGCGACGGCGAUGAUUGAAAGCAUUUACAACGAGGAGAUGAGAGAGCAGGAAAAGCGCAAAAACGGCAAGAAUUACACUGCCUUCGAUUUGUUCCGUUCACCGAAAUUGCGAAAGCGAACUCUGAUUCUCUGUUUUAAUUGGUUCGUCAUCUCUCUCAUCUCCUUUGGGAUUUAUCUUUACAUCACCGCAUUGGCAGGAAACCUCUACGUCAACUAUCUUGUGAUGACUCUUCUUUCCAUUCCGCAUCUUCCGAUUUCUUGGUUUCUCAUGCAAAGGUUUGGGCGUCGGAUUCCGUUCUUCGGUUACAUGUUCAUCGCUGGUAUUUUAUGCUUGGUUAUAAUGGGGAUCCCGAAAGCCAAUGCAGCUAUCGUAGCGGGUCUUGCUAUAUUUGGUAGAAGUCUAACAUCGUGUGCAUUCAACAACAUCUACCUUAUUUCCUCAGAGCAGUUCCCUACAGUUGUAAGGAACAUCGGCAUGGGAGUGGGCUCCAUGUGCGCUCGUGUUGGCGCCAUUUUAUCGCCGUUUAUCGUCAUGCUGGCCCAGCUUCCAGGGUUUAGCUUGACUUUCCCCGUCAGCAUCUUCGGCGUCCUUGCUGUGCUAGCUGCUAUUUCGUCGCUAUGGUUACCAGAAACACUCAAUACCAGUCUCCCGCAGACUAUCGAGGAAAUGGAGAGGACCAAGGAGCAUUAUGGGGUCCCGUGCUCUACUCUGCGAUCAAAGAAAACCGUCGAAUAUGCCUUUGAUGAAAAUGAUGACAAUGUAGAUUUUGCUUGAGUUUGAACCCUUUCGCUGUUCAAAAUAAACAUGUCUUGUCUGAUUAAUUUUUCAGGCUUUCACGAAUCACGAAUAAAAAAAGAAGCUUCUGCCAAUCACGGUUCUAACUUUUAUUUUUCUCCUGAAUAUAUGAUUUAAUAUACAUAGAUCAUAGAUCAACGCUGCGGUUGAUCCACUCCUCAGUUAAACUAACACACAAUGACAUUAACGUUUACUUCUACGUACAAAUGUAUGAAACGUGACGCGAAAAACCGCCAAUCACGAAUCACGAAAAUACUCUUCACCACCCUAACAUAACUGCACUUAUUAAAUGAUUGACACCUUUUCUAUUGUUAUUGCAAGUUUAUUUCAUUAAAAAUACCUAUGAAUAAUUUACAAUAUUAAAGAACGGGAAGAGCUUCAUUUAUCAGCAGGGAAAAAUGGGGUUUAAUAUGAAAUCAUUAAAUGUGAAUGAGGUUAUAACUAGAAUACUAAUAAGGAGGAGUAGGUUAAAAACUAGAUAUUUGUAGGCUUUUACGAAUUACGAAUAAAAAAAGAAGCAUCUGCCAAUCACGGUUUUAACUUUUAUUUUUCUCCUGAAUAUAUGAUUUAAUAUACAUAGAUCAUAGAUCAACGCUGCGGUCCAUCCACUCCUCAGUUAAACUAACACACAAUGACAUCGAUGUUUACUUCUACGUACAAAUGUAUGAAACGUGACGCGAAAAACCGCCAAUCACGAAUCACGAAAAUACUCUUCACCACCCUAACAUAACUGCACUUAUUAAAUGAUUGACACCUUUUCUAUUGUUAUUGCAAGUUUAUUUCAUUAAAAAUACCUAUGAAUAAUUUACAAUAUUAAAGAACGGGGAGAGCUUCAUUUAUCAGCAGGGAAAAAUGGGGUUUAAUAUGAAAUCAUUAAAUGUGAAUGAGGUUAUAACUAGAAUACUAAUAAGGAGGAGUAGGUUGAAAACUAGAUAUUUGUCAGGCUUUUACGAAUUACGAAUAAAAAAAGAAGCUUCUGCCAA
This is a messenger RNA of Nematostella vectensis (starlet sea anemone), 2751 nucleotides long. RefSeq names its product organic cation transporter protein. Lineage: Eukaryota; Metazoa; Cnidaria; Anthozoa; Actiniaria; Edwardsiidae. The record is from RefSeq and is a predicted model, not a curated record. Gene Ontology annotation, biological process: transmembrane transport. The coding region runs from base 125 to 1747 and encodes 540 amino acids. The transcript is spliced from 10 exons. Gene Ontology annotation, cellular component: membrane. Gene Ontology annotation, molecular function: transmembrane transporter activity.